Monoraphidium neglectum is the source of this 2622-nucleotide messenger RNA. RefSeq lists its product as hypothetical. Bases 1 to 2622 code for a protein of 873 amino acids. NCBI's taxonomy places the organism in Eukaryota, Viridiplantae, Chlorophyta, Chlorophyceae, Sphaeropleales, Selenastraceae. The transcript has 21 exons. The record is from RefSeq and is a predicted model, not a curated record.
AUGCUGGAGCGCAGCAGAAUGAGAUCGCGGGGCUCGACGUCGCUCUGCGUGCUGGCGGCGCUCGCCGUGAUCUGUGCGGCCGCGAGCGCGCAGGAGCAGCAGAAGACGGUGCACCUCAUAUUCAGCAGCCAUCUGGACAUCGGCUUCACUGACCUCGACAACGCCGUGAUCGAGCUGCACUGGUACACGCACUACCCCCGCGCGAUCCAGCUCGCUCGCUGGUUCGAGCGCCACGGUGAUGGCGACGGCUUCCGCUACCUGACCCAUUCAUGGCUGAUCGCGCUGUUCUUCGACUGCCCCGCGCGCGUGGGUGUGACGUGCCCCUCUGCCGAAGACAAGCAGGAGCUGUCUGAUGCAAUCAAGCAGGGCGUAAUCUACUGGCAUGCGGCGCCUUUCAACCCAAAUUAUGAGAUGUACGAUUCUGAUACCCUGGGGUUCUCUUUUGAACUCACACACGAGCUGGAUGCGAGGUUUGGCCUCAAGCCCAAGACCAUAGCCAGCCUGCGCGACGUCCCCGGCAUGACCCGCGGCGUGAUCCCCGUGAUGGCCGCCCACGGCGUCAGGGCGCUCACUGGCGGCGUCAACGGCUUCUCAGCGCCGCCCGGGGUGCCCAAGCGCACGCCCUUUGUGUGGCGCGACCUGGCGAGCGGCGCGGAGAUCCUGGCAAUGUGGCACGAGGGCGGCUACGCGGGUUGGCAUGACAACCUGCACGCUGACAAUGCAGACGACUGCAUCAAGGCAGAGGGCUUCGAUCACGUGUUCUGCGCCUCCUGGCGCGACGACAACGGCGGCCCCCCUGCCAGCCCCGCGGAGGCGCGCGCCAUCUACGACGCCGUCCGGCGUGCCUGGCCGGGCGCCAGGGUGGUCGCGUCGACGCUGGAGGACUACGCCGCCGCCCUGCUGGCCGCGGCGCCGGGGCUCGACCUGCCUGUCGUGACAGGCGAGAUUGGGGACACCUGGGUCCACGGCAGCGCCUGCGACCCCCUGAGGGUGGCGGACUACCGCGCGGCCCUGCGCGCACGCGCGCGCUGCGUCCGCAACGCCACCUGCGACAGCCAGGCACGCUCGCACGCGCGCGCGCUCGCGUGCCGGUCGAUCUCUGGACUGAGGGCCUGCUUGGGACUAGGGUGCACGUGUAGCCCUGCUUUUAAGCAGUUCAGCCGGCUGAUUAUCAAAGUGGCAGAGCACACUUGGGGGUUGGCCUUUGACCAAAACUUGGGUGACGUCACCAACUACACAAACGCAUACCUUCAUCCCAGGCUGGCAGCCCUCAACUCGCAGCCCAAGUAUGCGCGCAUCGUCGAGUCGUGGCGGCGCCAGCGCGAGUACGUGCGCUGGGCGCUGGAGGAGCUGCCGGAGGGCCAUCCCAUCCUGGCGGACUUUGAAGCCGACCGCCAGCAGCGCCACCACCACUCCUCCGUCUCGCUCCGCGCCCUGGACGGCGCCGCCGCGACCACCCGCGUCCCGCUGCCGCCGCGGCGCCCCGACGCGCGUGGCGAGCCUGGCGGCGCGGCGGGCGCGUGGGCCAAGGCGGCGCGCGCGCUUCCGAGGUGGCUGCGGCCGGGGGCGGGCGGCGGGGACCGGCUGCUGGGCGGCGGCGGCGGCGGCGGUGGUGCUUCUGCGCCUCAUGGGCCUCUUCAUCUUUCCUCCGACGACGGCGACGAUGACGCGCGCCUAGUGUUCAAGAGCCAGAGCUGGUCGCUUGAGCUCGACCCCUGGCACGGUGGCAUCAGCCGCCUCAGGCGGGUCUACUCAAACUCAGAAGGCGAGCGCCGCAAGGGCCACGAUUGGGCAGCCGACGCGCCACACGCCACCAGCAGACGCGCCGCCGCCGACAAUGGUGGCAGCGGCAGCGGCAGCCUCGGAGUGCUGCCACCGCCGCCACCCCGGUUUCUGCAGCUGCAGUACAAUGUGUACAACGAGUCAGACUUCCAGCCGAUCUGGGACGACUGCGACUUUGGGCGCUUCAACCUCAGCGCCUCCUCCACCCUCCGGCAGCAGUCAGUGCCGUUCAUAUCUGAUGUGCGUCAAAUGCAGGACCCGCAGCACGGACUGAUCUGGCAUGUUCUGUACGAGUUCCCCCGCUCCCUGGUGAGAGACGCGGGGGCGCCCGCCGCCGCCUGGAUGGUGCUGCACUCGCCGCCCGACAGCGACGUCCUGUUGGUCACCGUGGCCUGGCAGAACAAGACCGCGACCCGCCUGCCGGAGGCUCUGUGGGUGCGCUUUACGCCCGGCCGCGGCGCCGUGGACACCGCCAGCUGGCGCAUGCACAAGAUCGGCAGCUGGAUAGACCCGCGGGAUAUCCUGGUCAACGGGUCCCACUCCAUUCACGGCGUGUCUGAGGAGGGCGUCACAGUGGCCAGCCCAGAUGGGGACGAGCUGCUGCGCAUCCGGCCCCACGAUGCCCCCCUCCUGGCGCUGGGCGAGCCGCGGCCCUUCCCAAACCCCACACGUGGGCCCGACAUGGACCAGGGUGUCAGCGCCUGCCUGCACAACAACGUCUGGGGCACGAACUAUGCGGAGUGGGUGCCGUUCACUGAUGAUGACGUCAGCCUGGCAUUCAGGUUCACAAUCGAGGCUUCUGAGCGGCCUGCACCAGCGCCGUCGGUGGCUGAAACGUGA